Molecule: messenger RNA, 2931 nt
Organism: Trypanosoma grayi
Lineage: Eukaryota; Euglenozoa; Kinetoplastea; Trypanosomatida; Trypanosomatidae
Exons: 1
Coding region: 1-2931 (976 amino acids)
Source: RefSeq, a predicted model, not a curated record
AUGCCACCCCCUACACCGUGCGGCACCGCUGUGCCUAGCGGCCGUAGCCCUGGCACUUCGCCCGUGAAUAGGAUGCUGAAUAUGACUGCUUUUUCAUCAUCUUCUAGCAGUGAAGAGGACUCGGUACGGAGCUGCGCAGUGUCCGAGGGUGGAGCCGGCGAUACAGAAAUCAGGAGCAUACGAGGAAAAGGAAGGAACUCUGCGGCGCAAGAGUGCAAGGAUGGCGGGGGGAUGCCCGACGAGAGUGAGCGUGGAGUCGCUGUCAUCACAGUGGACACAGUGUCAGGGCAGCUGCUCCACGUGGGAGUGCCGCAGAAGGACCUCUUUGCCACCAUGCGUGAAGCCAUGGACGCCAUUCCUGCCUUGUGUUCCCAUACUUCACACCCGUACGAGGUGCUCACAGUGUGUGAGUUCGUAGCCUUCGCUGGCGCCUGCCUUACAGAGGAGGCCAUCCAUCUGCUUUUUGUGACGGCGGUUACGCCACUCGUCACGAGUCCUCAUUCCACUCCGGAUCACAGUGCUGCGGGCAUGCCGUGCGACCCACUGGCGCCGUCGACUUUGCCACCCAUCUGCGUUGUGAGGAGGGCACAGUGGCACAGCAUUCCCCUGCGAGUCGCAGUACCGGCGCUACAGCAGCCGCUCACGAGCACCGGCGUGCACGUGUGGCUUCUCAGCGGCCCUCGCCACGCGUUGCCGACGCUAACGAGUGACACAGUGCCGCCGUAUUUGUUCUUCUCUCCUGGCUUGGAUGUGACGCAUUGCAGUGUCUUGGAGGAUGCAGUGAGACGCUGCGCUGCGGCAGGGGCAGGUGGUGAGCCCUCCACGCUGCCACUGUACAGCGACACGUUCCUGCCGCCGCUGCCUGUGCGGACGGGGCGCAACGCGUUAGGGCGCUGUGACUGCCUCUGGAACGAGGAGCUUAUUGGUUGUUGCGACGUCUUUGGGCUUGGAAAUUGGUGCUGCCGCCUUGCACUCGGAUCGUGCUCUCUCACUGCAUUGACCGACCCGCCUCUCGCGCCUAACAUCGCUCUGUUGGUUGUGCGUUUUAGCCGCCUGGCAUUUCCUGGUUGUCUGUACAACUACUCUCUGGAGUCUGCAAGUCCAGAGCUGGACGAGUACGUCUCGACGUUAGAGACCGAGUUUCAGCUGUUCAUCGUGCAUGCGCGUCGAUGCACCCACGGCGAUGGGAAGACCGAGGUUGUUUCAUCGCUGACGUGGCGGCGUGGCGCCGACUUCGCCGGCCACGCAGAGCUGUUUGAGCAGAAAAAGAGGUUCAAAGACUUUACGGCGCGGUUCGUUGACCCGCUUCCACCGCGCGAGGAUCACGUGGCUGCCAUUUUCUCAGGUUACAUGGAACGCUACGGACCGGGGACGAAGAUCAGUUUGGUUCACGCUGGCAGCAUGGCGUUGCGGCGGCCGAUUAUCGUCCAAGUCGCGGGUGACACGGAGAGGUGCGCGUCGCCUUCCCGUCACCAUGCGUGCGACCCGUCCUCAAGGCAGCAGCAGCAGCUGCAGCAGCACCUCAGUGAAGAGGGCUCACCGCAAAGGCGCCCCCACUUAUUGAUGAAUGUCGGGGAGUGUUUCACGGUUAAAGGCAGCAAAGCUAGUCUCACUGCGGUGGGUUCUACACUCAUUGACACGAGCCUCCAGAAUGUUCUCCAGUCACUUGCAGAGCACAUUAAGGCGCACGGGCUUCUACCCCCCGUCACGAUUGGUGCGCUGUGUACGCUCUCCACUCGGGGCAGAGCAGCAGCAGCAGGAGGAGGAGGAGGAGGAGGAAGAGCGGCGGCGGAAGACUAUUCUGACGGAUUUUUGCAGACCUUUUGGGGCGGUGACGCUCUGCAUGGGAGGAAGGGAAAGCUACCGGAAAUUUGUGUGCCGCGCGUAUGCGUCUCUGACGACACGGAGACGGGGAUUAUCGCUUCUAUUAUUGUUUGUUUCGGCUGGGUUGUGAUGUGGGUUUGCGACGAGCUCUACAACUGCAGUGGGUUGGUGCAAUUUUUGCAGGAUUAUGCUUCUGUGGUGGAUAGUAUUUUCCGUUUGUUAGCCUCUUCGGCGGCUGGAACGCCUCGUAUCAAUGCCGUCUGCGUGACACCGGAGGCAGUGAGUUGUGCACGGUGCUGUCUUGCAGGUGUUUGUGUGGAGGGAACGCUACCGGCGUUUAGCCCGCUUGUUUGGGACGCAGCGCAGCGCAUCGCGCAACUGACACUUUCCACGGAGGAGUUUCCUGCUGCUGCUGCAGUGCGUAGCUAUGGUGACGAUACAUCUGGCAGAUGCCCUAAUACAAUUUUGAAUCCCUCUAUGCGUUCGUUUCUGAUGAAUCUCUUCCUUGGUGGGGGUGGGUUCUAUCCCAGAGAGCUUGUGCGACACCGAACGGUUCUUAUUUCACAUCCAUCGCGUCUCUCAAUGAUCAUCAGCGCGCACUUGAUGGUUCCACAGCGUGCGACGCAAGACUCCACUGAGGUGUUGGAUGAGGCGGAAAGCCCGUUAAAAGUAUCGCGACGGCGUUUCUUUCCCUUCACGCCCAUGCGGCCUUUAAACCUGCCCAACUCGUGCGAAGACAAUUUGGUACUGAAAUCAUCUCCUACAGCUGUUUCUGCACCAACACUAAGUAUGUUCCAAGGCUUGGUGCAUCCUUCGUCGCAGCCGCUCCUUGUACCGUCGUGCUACAGCACCGUGGACUUCACCAUUGCGCUUCCUUCUCUUUCUUACAUCACCCAUGUGGCAUUGGAAGUUGCCAACGCCGUUCAAGAGGCGCCGUAUGCGGCGGUGCUUUCACUGUCACUUGUAACCUGCUGUUACAUGGGACAGACGCAUGAGCGGGUGGUUUUGGAGGACAUGCAGCUUCCACUCUGUGGCAGCAGCAGGACGCGGGGCAGNNAGCAAGGUGCCAUUCUCUGUACUGGAGGCGUCACGUGCAGGCACUGGUAG